AUGCUGGCUCGAGGCGGGACGAAGGCGCUGGGCAGAUUCUCCUCAUCAACCCAAUGGCUACCUGCUGCGUCGAGAGUGAGCAUCUCACCGAGCCAAAAGCGCGACCUUUCGAUCUCUGAGCUGGAUGCCGCGAGGAAAGGACGGGAGAGAGUUGUGGUGUUGGGAUCAGGAUGGGGAGGCUUCAGAUUCUCGAGAGAUCUGGAUCCGAGAAAGUACCAGAUCGUGGUCGUGUCGCCGAGGAGUUACUUUGUGUUUACGCCUUUGCUUGCUGGGACUUCGGUGGGUACGCUCGAGUUUAGGACGGUGUUGGAGCCUGUGAGGCAUUAUCGAGGGAGAGGAGUUGGGGCCGAGUUCUUUCAGGGAUGGGCGGACGAGGUCGAUUUCGAGAAGAAGACUUUAACGGUCGAAGAGUCUGUCGAAGACCCGUUACAAAGCCGAUCGCUCGCCACGGACAGGCAUGCCAACGAGACGUCGCAACAACGGCAGGAGCAGAAGCAGGUCGCGGCAAAGAAGGGGGAGCUUUUUAGCAUGUCAUAUGGUAAGCUUGUGAUAGCUGUUGGAUGCUAUGCUCAGACGUUCAACACAAAGGGCGUCAAGGAGAACGCAUACUUUCUGAAAGAUGUGGGAGAUGCAAGGAAGAUACGGAACAGGUUACUGUCUUGCUUUGAGGAGGCAGCUCUCCCGACAACGACAGAAGAGAUGAAAAAGGUGUAUCUCAAUUUUGCCGUCGUUGGAGGCGGUCCAACAGGCAUCGAAUGGUCGGCGGAGCUGUACGACAUGGUCUACGAGGAUAUGAAGAGGCUUUACCCGGAGUUGAUCAAAUACGUCAAGAUCACGGUGUACGAUGUGGCUCCCACAGUCCUGAGCAUGUUCGACGAGAGCUUGGGCAAGUACGCCAUGAAGACGUUCCGCCGCAAUGGCAUCGAAAUCAAGACUAGUCACCACGUCGAGGAGCUUCGACCCGGUCUUCCAUCGGCAUAUGAAGCGCCGCAGGGAACCAAAGGAGGCCAAUCGCUCUAUACUCUGAAGACGAAAGAAGACGGGGAAAUGGGCGUAGCCAUGGUUGUUUGGUCCACCGGACUAAUGAUGAACCCAUUCGUAGCAAACACUCUCAGGGACAGAGUCAAACGCCACGAGAAGACCGGCGGCGUCAUCACCAACGCGAAAUUCCAAGUCGAAAACACCCAAGGCAACCCCAUCCAGGACGUCUAUGCCAUCGGCGACUGCGCAACCAUCGAAGGCACCGCAUACCCAGCGACAGCCCAAGUCGCGUCCCAAAAAGCCGGCUGGCUAGCCAAGCGUCUCAACAAAGGCGAUAUUACGUCCAAGGACUUCCAGUACAAGGAUCUCGGGGUGAUGGCUUACAUUGGAAAUCGAAAAGCCAUUGCCCAGACCGCUGGAGGCGAUAUCUCGGGGUGGAUGGCUUGGGUUAUCUGGCGAGGCGCGUAUGUGACCAAGACGAUUUCGUGGCGGAACAAGAUUUUGAUCCCAAUCUACUGGAGCAUCAACUGGUUGUUCGGGCGGGAUAUCUCGAGGUUUUGA
This is a messenger RNA of Zasmidium cellare ATCC 36951, 1542 nucleotides long. RefSeq lists its product as uncharacterized. Bases 1 to 1542 code for a protein of 513 amino acids. Lineage: Eukaryota; Fungi; Ascomycota; Dothideomycetes; Mycosphaerellales; Mycosphaerellaceae. Gene Ontology annotation, molecular function: NADH dehydrogenase activity. The transcript has 3 exons. The record is from RefSeq and is a predicted model, not a curated record.